Malus domestica (apple) is the source of this 880-nucleotide messenger RNA. RefSeq lists its product as uncharacterized. Gene Ontology annotation, molecular function: metal ion binding; ubiquitin protein ligase activity. Lineage: Eukaryota; Viridiplantae; Streptophyta; Magnoliopsida; Rosales; Rosaceae. The record is from RefSeq and is a predicted model, not a curated record.
GACACGUGGCGAUCCAUUUGUGUGGCACGUCAUGGUUAAGGGGGGUUUCAGAAUUUCUUCCAAGGAAUGAAGUAACGGCGGGGUAAGCGAAGGGGAGAUCGGAAUGGACGGCCCUCCAGGCGGCGAUCUGUGUUCGGUGUGCCAUGGCAACUUCGACACUCCUUGUCAGGCCAAUUGCUCUCACUGGUUUUGCGGAAAUUGUAUUAUGCUUGUUUGGGAUCAUGGAUCAACAGUUCGCCCUUGUAAAUGCCCGCUAUGCCGUCGUCCCAUCACUUUGUUGGUUCCAAGUAGGGCUUCUUCAAGGCAGCUUGAUAGGCCAGAGGUUGCGGAGAUUUUAGGCAAGAUAGAAAGGUACAAUCGUGUUUUUGGAGGUCAUUCCAGAAGUCUUAUUCAGAGAGGGCAGGACCUUCCUUUUCUCCUGCGGAGGCUGCUGCGAGAACUAAUUAAUCCUGAUAGAUCUCUUCCCCUUGUUAUAAGGGCUCGUGUCUGGAUUUCAAUGAUAAUGGGUGCUGCGUACCUAUUCAGCCCUUUUGACUUCAUCCCGGAAGCAAUAUUUGGUAUAGCUGGUCUCCUGGACGAUUUCUUCAUAGUGCUCAUCGUCUUCUUCCACGUUGCUGCCAUUUAUCGGUCUGUACUCUAUCGCCGCCAUGGAGGUUCCUGAACUGUGCCGCCAUGGAAAUUUUUAAUCACACGGAAAAAACUGGGACGGAGCUGCAUUUUACUUUUUGUUAUUUGGGGUUGAAAACCUCAUUGAAAUAUAGGAUUGUACAAGGGAGCCACCUAUAUAUUUCAGUGUAGUUUCAGUUGUAUUUUUUAACUAUUUCAUGCCGAAUUACUGUGAUUUACACAUGAAAUCAGAACAUGUACCUACUGAUGUCUA